AUGUCUUCCGGGUUCGUCUCCGCUGGCACCAACGAGAAGCCUGUGGAGCGUGAUGCCGAAUGGGUGAGGGUCCAGCAGGAGCUAGAGGAGGAGCGGCGGCGUAAGGCCGACGCAGGAAAACAGGGCGAUGGCAAGAGUCUUUACGAAGUGCUACAGCAAAACAAGUUGGCCAAGCAAGAGCAAUUCGAGGAAAAGACACGAUUGAAAAACCAAUUUCGCGCCCUCGACGACGACGAAGUCGAGUUUCUCGACUCGGUCCUAGAAUCUACCCGUGCCCAAGAAGCCGCUCUCAAGCGUGAGACCGCAGAUCAACUCGAAGAAUUCCGCAAGCAACGCGAAGAAGCAGAAAAGGCCCAGCUAGGCCCGACAUCGUCAGAUGUCACGCCCGCGGAAGAGGAAGAAUGGACAAUCCCUGCGCGUAAGAAACGGCGAGGGAGGAAAGACCUGCUGCUGUCUGGUAAAAAACGCAAGAUAUCGCUAGGAAGAGAGGGUCAAGAACCAGACCAAAGUAAUCCCCGGCCGCGAGAGGCUAACGAGGGUAAUGAGCCUACCGUGGAGAAUCGUGAGGUCAACCAAGCUGCCCCCCAAAGUACUACCAAGGCAACUGAGGCCCCUGCGAAGCCCGACAACACUGUUACCCAGCCACCGCAUCUACCUGGAGCAGUGAAGAGUCCUGAUUCUCAAGCGUCCAAAGUGGCCACUGGUGGGGGACUGGUAGCCUAUGGCUCUGACUCUGAUUCUGAAUAA
Molecule: messenger RNA, 747 nt
Organism: Penicillium chermesinum
Lineage: Eukaryota; Fungi; Ascomycota; Eurotiomycetes; Eurotiales; Aspergillaceae
Product: PSME3-interacting protein
Exons: 2
Coding region: 1-747 (248 amino acids)
Cellular component (GO): nucleus
Source: RefSeq, a predicted model, not a curated record